CCAUGGUGACACCAACCUCCGCGGCUGCCUCUCAGCCGAAGAAGUUGGAUGUUGAGUAUUCGAAUAAAGUAGCUGCACAACGGUCUGAGCCUAGUCCUUCUUAUUAUUUCAGUGAAGGAGAUAAUCAGAAUGAUUCUGAUGCAAUGGAGAUGGGAGAAGGGUUAUUUGUUCAUUUCCCUGAUAGACAGGUUCAGGUUGAGGAGUGGAGGAACGAAGCACAAGAGUUCGAAACUGAAUUCAGCGAGAUGGAAAUGAAGAUCCAUAGGUUCCCUGCAAGCCUACGAGUUCUUGGCGUGCGGUACAUCCGCCCUAUGGCUGUGGGCAUCGGCCUUUACCACCACAACUCAGUAAACCUCCAUGAGAUGGAGAAGGUGAAGCGCGUGGCUACGCACCACUUCAUCAGAGACUCUGGCCAUUCUUUUGAGGAGAUGUAUGGGGCGGUCUUCUCCGUCGUAGGCGCUGCCCGCAGCUUCUACAACAUCUACGAGUUUCAGCUGCAAGUGGAAGAUGCUGAAUUGGCAGAUAUGAUGUUUAUUGAUGGUUGCUUCCUUCUGCAGUAUAUGCUGAUGUGUACCGGCCGUGAUAAGCUGCCUCCAUCGUUGUUGUCUUGCUUUGAGUCCAACCAAGCUUGCAUCAGCAAUGACAUAAUGCUGCUCGAGAAUCAACUUCCCUGGCUGGUGGUUGAGACCCUAAGGAGGUUCAGGCCCGUGCCCGUGGAGGAGUUCAUCGGUAAGAUGGGACGCACACUCCAAAUCCGGGGGGACAUGGAUAGUAGGAGACCGGUUGUCUUGGAUGGUGCAGGUAGCCAUACGCCGCCUCAUCUCCUUGGCAUCCUUUGGUUCUACAAAAUGGGGGGCAGAAAUAGUGGAGUGCCCGUGUCUAAUCGUCCAGAUGCUCUGAGAUCAAUGUCAAAGAGUAUUAGCGCCAUCGAGCUUGCAGAGAUCGGCAUCAAGCUGAAAGCUAGCAAGACAACUAAGUUUACGGACAUGGGCAUCAAGAAAGGAUGCCUCUCUGGCGAGAUCUUCCUGGCGCCGUUGUUGCUGGAUGACACAAGGUCAUGCUGGCUCGUCAACAUGGCGGCUUUCGAGGUAUGCCUGGGCAUGGCCACAGGUGCUUAUCAAAACAAGGCAGUUGUCUGCUCCUACCUUGCUGUCCUCGCGACGCUCAUGGAUCGGGAGGAGGAUGUGCAUGAGCUGCGGUCGAAGCGUCUGGUGCAGGGAGAACUCAGCAACAAGGAGACGCUCGAAUUCUUCAAGAUGCUUCUGAAGCGCAUCAGUGGUGGCCCCCUCUACAUUCACAUCAUGGAAGAGGUUGAGGCCUACAAGAUCAACAGGUGGAUGUGGAUCAAGGUGCACCGGUUUGUCCACAAACACUUGAAAGCCAUUGUCACCGUGUUGUCCAUCAUUGGUGUUCUUGUGGGUAUCUUCAAGACCCUCCUCUCUCUCAAGAGACAUUAGCUCAAUGUACAGAUAUAUGCAUUUUUACUUCUUCUGUUGGUGUUGUGCCAUAUACUACGUACUUCUCCAUAUAUAUAUGUAAGUAAAUCAUGGAUGCAUCCUUGUUAUUAUUCGGUGUUCGCCACCAGCAUUACAUUAAUACUGUGCAUA
Molecule: messenger RNA, 1607 nt
Organism: Triticum urartu
Lineage: Eukaryota; Viridiplantae; Streptophyta; Magnoliopsida; Poales; Poaceae
Product: UPF0481 protein At3g47200-like
Source: RefSeq, a predicted model, not a curated record